This is a messenger RNA of Diversispora eburnea, 327 nucleotides long. The record is from the annotation of a GenBank genome assembly. NCBI's taxonomy places the organism in Eukaryota, Fungi, Glomeromycota, Glomeromycetes, Diversisporales, Diversisporaceae.
AUGCAAUUCUUCAAAUUCUUACAAACCUUAGCGUUGAUUGCUAUCCUCUAUGUUGUAAUUGCUGCAAGUCAACCUCUUGAUACACCAGCUUACAAUAAACGUCACGAAGUUAAACGUCACAAUCAUCUAUCAUUUAACAAACGUCACCAUAAUCCAGAUCAUCCAGUUAAACGUCACCAUCAUCCAGAUCAUCCAGUCAAACGUCACCAUCAUAAACGUCAAGAAAAAUGUACUAAUGAUGAUCCAAGUAACGAAUCAGAUAAUUUUGCCGUAAAAUCUUGUAAUCUAUCUGACGGUACUCCUUAUAUUGAACCUGUUAAAUCUUAA